Cuscuta campestris is the source of this 1388-nucleotide messenger RNA. The record is from the annotation of a GenBank genome assembly. Lineage: Eukaryota; Viridiplantae; Streptophyta; Magnoliopsida; Solanales; Convolvulaceae.
ACCGUACCUUUCAAAAAAAAGAAAUACCCCUCCGUCGCAACUAGGAAAGUGAAGUGUAGGGCCUAGCUUAACUCACUCCACUCCAAUCCACAACUUUAAAUACUCAUCAUUUCAUCAUUUUCACAACCCAUCCCUCUCUUCCUCAAACAAAUCAAAACCUAUCUAGUGAGAGAAACAGAAAAAUACCCUUUUUGUUUCUUUCUCUCUAUUCACCAAAUUCAAAGCAAAACCCUAAAAAUGAUGAGCAUCAGAUCCGCAGUGUCCACUCUCAUCCCCAAACAAAAAAUACCCUCCCUCCAGUCUUACCUCCACAGCUCCGGCGGAUUCAACCUCGGAAUCCUCCACCCUCCCCGGAAGGACAAGCUCCUCGUCGUCUUGGGUACCACCGGCGCCGGUAAGUCUAGGCUCUCCAUCGACCUCGCCUCCCGCUUCUCCGGCGAGAUCAUCAACUCCGACAAAAUGCAGGUCUACCGCGGCCUCGACGUCCUCACCAACAAGGUCACCGACGACGAGCGCCGCCACGUCCCCCACCACCUCCUCGGCGUCGUCGACCCGAAAAAGAAUUUCACCGCUAAGAACUUCUGCUUCGCCGCCACGGAGACGAUCAAGUCGAUCACCGCCCGGGGUAACCUCCCGAUCAUUGCCGGCGGCUCCAACUCAUUCAUUGAGGCACUCAUGGAUGACAGGGAAUGCCGGUUGAGGUCAACCUACGACGUCUGCUUCCUCUGGGUCGACGUGUCCAUGCCGGUACUCCACUCAUUCGUGUCGGACCGGGUGGACAAGAUGGUCGACUGGGGGUUGGUCGAGGAGGCCAGGUCGGCCUUCGACCCCAACAACGGGGACUACUCCACCGGCAUCCGGAAGUCGAUCGGCGUUCCGGAGUUCCACCGCUACUUCCAAGCGGAGGCCACGGCCGAUGCCGACACCCGCGCCGCCCUACUCAAAGAGGCAAUCGACGAGGUGAAGGUCAACACGUGUGUCUUGUCGAGUCAGCAGUCGGAGAAGAUAAAACGUCUGCGGGACGUGCGGGGGUGGAAGUUGCACCGGGUCGACGCCACCGAGGUGUCCCGGAUGAAGGCGGCCGGGGGCGGAAAGGACAAGGAAAUGUGGGAGAAUCAGGUGGUGCGGCCAAGUGCCACCGUCGUGACGAGAUUCCUUCACAAUAGGUUUGGGACGCCGAUCUAUGCCGAUGCCUCAACCGCCAUCAGAUCGCCUGCCGGAGUAAUGGGCCUAGCGGCGGCGACUCACUGAGACUUCAACUGAUUGUGACUAAUCAAACACCGACGAAGAGCCACCCAGUUCUACCCUUUAUACUUUCUUUACAAAUGUGCAUGAAGAUGUGAAUCACCCAUUAAUUUUUCGGAAGUCAAUGAAAGGAUAGUACGAGU